Bradysia coprophila is the source of this 1866-nucleotide messenger RNA. RefSeq names its product polycomb group protein Pc-like. Gene Ontology annotation, cellular component: chromatin; PRC1 complex. NCBI's taxonomy places the organism in Eukaryota, Metazoa, Arthropoda, Insecta, Diptera, Sciaridae. Gene Ontology annotation, molecular function: chromatin binding. Gene Ontology annotation, biological process: negative regulation of transcription by RNA polymerase II. The record is from RefSeq and is a predicted model, not a curated record.
UCCAUAAAAAUGUCAAAGUCUUAUUGUGAUGUGUAAACAUAAAAAAAUUAAAGGAGUCGCAAAUCUAAACGUAAACAAGAGUUUAAAUUGUGCAUACCCCUGAAAGUAAUUCCCACGUGAAGCAAAGAUAUUGGAUUCAGUAUUAGAGUCGAAGAAAAUCAUUCACAGGAACGGUUGGUUGAGGAACCCUCAAAAAUAAGAUUCGAAUUCACAUUCACACAAGAUGGGAGAAAACGGAGGUGGUGGUGUCUAUGCUGCGGAAAAAAUCAUUCAGAAACGUAUCCGAAAAGGGAAAGUAGAAUAUCGAGUAAAAUGGCAAGAUUGGACGCCACGCUACAACACUUGGGAGCCAGAGGAGAAUAUCCUUGACACCCGCCUGAUUCAAAUGUUCGAACGAUCGAAUGCCGCAUCACCAUUGAAACGAGGUCCAAAAAAGAAAGAACGACACUUGGAACCGGACCCAGAAUCAGAAGAUGACGAUACGGAAACCAAUGCAGAUGACAAUAAAUCGAAUGUUCCCGUCGAGAAACUUAUCAUCAAGCAAGGGGACAGAAAAGACCCUAUGAAAGAAGUGACAGUUGAAACGGGGAAAUCAAAUGACGACUCAGAAAAAGACCAAGGUGAGAAACCGUCAUCGAGUAAAUCGCGACCAAGAUCACCAAUACCUGAACGUCUGCCUAACUUGAACGUAGCUGUUACCAUCUCGCCUUUACUAAUGGAAGGUGACACAAAUUCAAAUAGCAGUGAAGAUCAACCGCUUCGUCAAAAAGAAGUCUGUGGCACCAAGCGUAAGGCCGAAGUCCUGUCCAAGGAAUCAGGCAAAAUCGGAGUUACAAUCAAAACAUCUCCCGAAGUGCAGCCUCCAGCCAAAAUAAUGAGUCUGGAAAUUGCAACAUCGUCAGUGACAGCACCAGCCGAAUCAGCACCAUUAUCGCCCGAAACUCCCGCAUCACAUCCAGAAUCGGAUACCCCGCCCGAAGGGCCAACAACAGUCGCAGAAAUACCAGCAAAUGAAGUACGUCCGCCCGAUGACGAGCAUAAAGAAUGCAAAUCUAUCAACAGAACUAUUCCCCUACAUCCAGUUUCGCCAAGAGCACCUCCAAGACUAUGGUUCCCCAAUGCACGCACAUGUGAUCAGAUUUUCAUCACCGAUGUUACAGUGAAUUUAGAAACGGUGACGAUUCGUGAGUGCAAAAAGGAAAGGGGAUUUUUUCGAGCGCGGAAUUUAACAAACGAUUUGUGUUAAGCAAAAGAUGGUGUUGACGAGGUCGUAUGUUUAAGUGGUCUGUUAGUGAUAGGCAUUCAACACAAAAUUUUUACUUUGGGUUACAAUUCGUUCAGCGAAUGACAACCUUAUGAUGGCACUUAUGGUAGGCGCAUCAGUCCUGGGACAUGUAUGACUUGUCAGACACCUAUUGUUCUCUCAUUCAUAAAAAUGUUUAUGAAUGAAAGAACAAUAGAUCAUAGAUGUCUGACGCCGCAUACACAUGCCCGAUGACUGGUUCGCUUACUACACUUUUAAUCGGUUUCAAUGUACAACAAUUGUUUGAAUUCACUUUAAAUUGUGAAAGAAUUUCGGAUUUCAGUUUUGGCUGUAUGAAGUUGGCUUCUACUAUAGUGUCAUGGUGCAGACAAAGUGAUUGUCAAAUUCAUUCGAAUGAACGGUUUUUAAUGAACAAAAGGUAAUAUUUAGCUAGUUAGUUAACUUCUCAAAUUUGAAUUCUUAAGUUUUUUUUUAAAUCUCUCUCUACUUGGAAGGAUUAAAUGCCUUCCAAGCAUAUACCAUCAUCAUGGAAUAUUAAUUAGAGUAGUACGAUUUUCAACAGAUAAAAGUCUAUUGUCACAAGUCGUAAAUCUCUGUAAGCA